Entamoeba nuttalli P19 is the source of this 1821-nucleotide messenger RNA. RefSeq names its product heat shock protein 70, putative. The annotation marks the transcript as partial. The record is from RefSeq and is a predicted model, not a curated record. Lineage: Eukaryota; Evosea; Mastigamoebida; Endamoebidae. Gene Ontology annotation, cellular component: endoplasmic reticulum chaperone complex. The transcript has a single exon. Gene Ontology annotation, molecular function: ATP binding; ATP-dependent protein folding chaperone. Gene Ontology annotation, biological process: cellular response to hypoxia; negative regulation of hypoxia-induced intrinsic apoptotic signaling pathway; endoplasmic reticulum unfolded protein response.
AUGAUAAUUCAAAGACAAUUGAAACAUGUUAAAACACAAUACCAAACAACUGUAACUGAUGGGAUAUUAACUGUCUCACCAUCAAGUACACCAAUUGAGAGAUAUGCAUUAGUACAUGCAGCCAAAUUAGCAAAACUUCAACCAAUUGCAUUAGUUAAUUCACCAAUGGCAUUUGCCAGUUCAUUAGCUGUGAAUAGGGAUUUAUUUGAAGUACCAACAAAUGUAUUAUUUAUUGAUAUUGGAGCUACAUCAGUAGAUAUUGGAGUAUUUAAUUUUAGUUCAGAGUCAAACACAACAGGAGCAAUCAAAGCAUUAGGAUAUUACACAUCACCAUAUUUUGGAGGACAUAAUUUUGAUAAAGUAAUUGCUGAUAUUGUUUUCAAAAGAAUUCAAAAUCAAGUAAACGUCUCUGAUGAAAAAGGAGGAUUAUAUCGACAAAUUUUACAACAAUCAGAAAAAGCAAAAAUAGUUUUAAGUGUAAAUAAAGAAACUAAUGUUAAAGUUAUUUUACCAGGAGGAAUUGAUUGGUCAACACCAAUUACAUUAAAAGAAUUUGAAGAAGCAAGUGAAGAAGUAAGAAAGAGAUUAGAUAAUAUUCUUGAAGAAGCAAUUGAAUUUAUUGGAAUCAAAAAAGAAGAUAUAAAUAUGGUACAAUUACUUGGAGGAGGAAUGAGAGUUCCAAUGGUAUUAAAAACUAUUACAGAAUAUUUUGGAGAAGAAAAAAUUAAUAGAAAUGUAGAUGCACAAGAAGGUGGAGCAUUUGGAGCAGCAUAUUAUGCAUUAAUGCAAGGACUUGGAAGAAUGAAAAAGCAAUAUAAAAUUAAAGAUUUUGUACCAAUUGAUUGGUAUAUUAAUUCACCAUAUCUUGAUAAAGAAUUUAAAUUAUUUAGUCAUAAAUGGAAAGUAGAUUCAAUGAGAACAGUUUCAUUUAAUAAAGUUAAUAAUACUAAAGAAUUUAAUUUUACAAUUUCAUAUUCAAUGAUGGGAAGUAAAGAUAAAGUUGCAUAUAUGGUAGGUAUUGGAAAUCAAUUUAAUUUAAAUCAAACAUUAAAUGAAAGGGGAAUUGAUAUUAGUUUAACAUUUAAAUUAAAUUCAUAUGGAUUAGUUGAUAUUUCUAAAAGUGAAAUGAAAUACACUGCAUGGACUAAUUGUACUGAAAAGAAAUAUAAAGUUAUUAAUGUUACAGAAGAAGUAAAUGAAACAGAAAAUAAUUCAACAGAAAAUAUACCAAAAACAGAAAAGGAAAGUAUUAAAGAAGAAAUUGAAAUUGAAGAAGAAAUUAUUGAAAAUGGUAAAGAAAAAAUAAAUGAAGAAAGGAUUGAAAUUAAAGAAGAAGAAAUUAAUAAUAAUGAAACAGAAAAUCAUAACGAAACAAAGAAAACAAAAAUAACACCAAAAGUUGAAUGGGAAGAGCAUAUUUUUGAAUGUGCUAAGAAUGAAACAAGUAGAUUUAAUUUCUUUAUAUUAUAUCAUCCAUUAAUUAGUUUUAUGAGUAGAAAUUAUCAACGAUCAAAAGAAAUAUUAAAAUGGUUUGAUGAUAUUGAUGAAUCAUUUAAACAAAUUGGUGAAAUGAUUAAUAACUUUGAAUCAACUUUAUAUUCAUUAAAAAAAGAAGUUAUUGAAAAUGAAAGUCUUGAAAAUGAAAAGAAAGAAGAAUUUUUAAAGAAAAUAAAUGAACAACAAGAAUUUUUAGAAUUUAAUACUAUUGAUGAUAUUGAAUUAGACGAAUUCACUAAAAGAGCAGAAGUUAUUAAAUCUAUUACUGAAUUCCUUCAUCCUGAAUUAUAUGAAAAAGUUAAAGAUAAACAACUUAAUGAAACU